AUGACGGUCCUCCCGCCUGGGUCAAUCGAGGUGGCUCCGAUCGAAGCGACGAGGCUCGGUGGGUCGAAGGUUGUGUCGAAGGCGGAAGAGGCUGGAGGGAUAACGGGGCGUUGGGGCGGAAGGGGGAACUCGCCGCGCUCGAACAACUCGCAUCGAGGUUGCUCGAGAAACUUUACCACCAACUCCUUCGCGAAAUCGAGCACGACGCCGCGAUGGCCAAGAAGCAGCGGUUGCCGAUGCGUAGGUCGAUGCUUCUGUUGCGCUGCUUUGCUUCUCGCUUUCGAGCGAAGCACGCAUAUCGACGCCGCUCUCCUCGCCUCCUCGGUCUCACACCUUGGACGGACCGGUACAGGCCGAAACGGUUUGUCGACUUGCUCGGCGACGAGCGCGUCCACCGCACCGCCCUCCUCUGGCUCGAAGAAUGGGACGCCUGCGUCUUCAAAAGCACCUCAAAAGCGACUGCUGCGGUCGAGUGGAAGCGGGAGAGGAGUAAGAAGAGGGCGAGGGAGGGGACUUCCGGAGCGGGAGGGUCAGAGGGAGGGUUUGAGGAGGCAGCACGCUCCCGACCCGUACGGGCUGCCGCAAGAAAAGAUUCUCCUCCUCCCCGACCCUCCAGGGCUCGGCAAAACCGACCUCGCGCACGUCCUCCCCGGUCAAGCAGGCUACCAAGUCCUCGAAAUUGAUACUUCAGACGACCGGACCUCCCGCAUCGUCGACGAGCGGAUCAGGAACGCGGUCUACUUGCAGGCGUUGAUGACGGUGAGGCCGACGUGUGUCGUGGUGGACGAGAUUGAUGGAGCGGGAGACGGAGGAGGUCCGAGCUUCGUCAAGACGCUCGUCAAGCUCGUCACCGAAGGCUCGUCGCUGAAGAAGCCAUCGAGAAAGGGUAAGGGCAAGCAGCAACGACCGCUUCUACGACCGAUCAUCUGCAUCUGCAACGACCUCUACGCCCCUGCCCUCCGCCCUCUCCGCCCCCUUGCAAAAAUCAUCCGCUUCAACCCGCCCACCGCGCCAAUGCUCAUCAAGCGCCUCCGCACGAUCUGCGACGUCGAAGGAUUGUCGACCGAGAACAAGCAUCUGUCGCUGCUGUUCAUCAAGCGCAACGGCUCGACCGCGGACAAGCGCGCGAUCCGCUCAUCCGCCCUCGGUCAGAAAGACACCGGCACAUCCUCGUCGCAAGUUCUCGACCGGCUCUUCAAGAAACCGCCGAGGAAGCGCAGAGCACCGUUGGGCGACGGAGUCGCCGCAAACGAGCGGUAUGUCGCGAGGAUCGUCAACGACGUCCAGACGAGCGGCGAGUACGAGAAGAUCGCGCAAGGCUGCUUCGAGAAAUACCUCACCGCCCGGCCAACCAACAACGAAGCACUUCCUCGCAUCCUCCAAGCGCUCGACUGGAUCUAUCUCUACGACCAGCUCGACAACCGUCUCCGCUCCGAGCGCGAGUACGAGUUGCUCGCCUACGUCCCGUACUCGUUCGUCGCUUGGUAUCCGCUGUUCAGCUCGCAAGUCCCGAACCCGAUGUAUCUCAAGCGUAUCGCACACCAAGAAGCGGCCGAUGCCUUCGCCGCGAGCGUUCCGCAGCACAUCAAGACCCUCUUCAGCGGUCCAAACACUGUGGCCGAGCUCUUGCCGCUCCUGAAUCGCAUUGUCGCGCCCGAUUUCAAGCCCGUCAACAGCCAAGUCGUCAAGAACGAGGAGCGGGCGCCCCUGAUGCGUCUCGUCAAUACAAUGAUCAGCACCAAGCUCGCGUUCGUGCUUGACAAAAGCGAGGACGGCCAGCUCUUGUUCAAGCUCGACCCUCCAAUCGACGUCUUUGUUCACUUCGACGGCAAGCGGCCGACUGACAUCGCUCCGGGUCGCUACGCUGUCCGCCAGAUGGUCAACCGCGACCUCCGCCGGACCGACCAAGACGCGUGCGAGAUCUUCUCCGCCUACAAGACGAACCCGGCGAAGGCUGCAGCGCACGCAUGCUCUCCCGCAGCAGAAGGCGACUCGCUCGCCAUCGCGCCUCCUCCGCCGAAGCGCGUCCGACAGGCGACGCACCGCUUCAACGAGGGUUUCUCGAACGCCGUACGCGUCAACAAGAAGGUCUCCGAUUUCUUCUAG
Rhodotorula toruloides NP11 is the source of this 2106-nucleotide messenger RNA. RefSeq names its product chromosome transmission fidelity protein 18. Gene Ontology annotation, molecular function: ATP hydrolysis activity; ATP binding. The coding region runs from base 1 to 2106 and encodes 701 amino acids. The transcript is spliced from 19 exons. The record is from RefSeq and is a predicted model, not a curated record. Lineage: Eukaryota; Fungi; Basidiomycota; Microbotryomycetes; Sporidiobolales; Sporidiobolaceae.